Suricata suricatta (meerkat) is the source of this 9653-nucleotide messenger RNA. It is a transcript of the gene ZNF831, whose product is annotated as zinc finger protein 831. The record is from RefSeq and is a predicted model, not a curated record. Bases 440 to 4582 code for a protein of 1380 amino acids. NCBI's taxonomy places the organism in Eukaryota, Metazoa, Chordata, Mammalia, Carnivora, Herpestidae. The transcript has 6 exons.
UUCCUAUUUCGGAGCCAGCCCGGGCUUCAUCUCUGCUGGAGUCUCCUCCGUGCUGCUCAAAAUGGUGCUUUUUCUCAGUUCAACACAGAGUUGACUCAAAGGCCAAGCAAUGGGGGAGCCAUCCUCUCUUGCUUUGUUUUCUAAGACGCAGGGAGCGUCUCUCUGUCCUUGGAGAUGCUGCCCGCGGAGUGGGGGCCGGUGGGGGAUUUCUCAGACACCUCCUCAGCCAAGAGGCGCAGGCUCCCUACACGCAGCGAGAGGAGGGUGCGAGAGCCCCUCUCUCCUCGGGUUGGCCAGCCCACGGGUUGUUUCUGGAACCACGGGCGUCUUCUCAGUUUCUGGCCAGGUCGCUGGUGUUUGAGUCAGAGCAUCACUGACCGAAGAUCAUCGCUCUUCGUAAAGGUCCGCCAGGCAUCCUGGGCCCCCCAGAUGGUGUGGGAUGGAGGUGCCGGAGCCCACUCGCCCUGCCCCGCCUGCCAGCGGCCAGCCGGCUCCUGCUCCUGGCCCCCCGGGGGCCUCAGGUGGGCAGACCUCGCCUCGCCUGACCCUGGGCCCCGUCAUUCUGCCACCGGAGCAGGGUCUGGCCCCUGCUGUGUUCCUGAAGGCUCUGCCCAUCCCGCUGUACCAUCCAGGGCCCCCCGGCGGCCUCCAGCCUCGUGCCCCCCUGGUGACAGGAAGCCUGGACGGCGGUGGCGUACCCUUUAUCCUCAGCCCCUUGCUGCAGCCUGAAGGCCCCAGCCCUACCCUGGUGGGGAAGCCGGCGCCCCCGACGCUCACCGUGAACAUCGUGGGCACGCUGCCCGUCCUGUCCCCGGGCCUGGGGCCCACGCUGGGCAGCCCGGGGAGGGUACGGAACGCCGGCAAGUACCUCUGCCCGCACUGUGGCCGCGACUGCCUGAAGCCCAGCGUCCUGGAGAAGCACCUGCGGUCCCACACGGGGGAGAGGCCCUUCCCGUGUGCCACCUGCGGCAUCGCCUUCAAGACCCAGAGCAACCUGUACAAGCACAGGCGCACCCAGACGCACCUCAGCCACUCCCGGCUGUCCUCGGGGUCGGACGGUGGUGGGGGCGGCCUGCCGGACGAGGGGGACAGGGCUGGAGAGGGCUCCAGACUGGAGGGCACGGGGGACGGCUGGGGCCAGAGCCGACCUGGGAGGCCCCUCUCUCCAGGCGCCCAGGGCGCUGGGCGCUGCCCUGUGUCCUCCACGCACCUGCCUUCUGUCACUAAGACCCUGGCUCUGCAGGCGGAGGCGGCUCCCCUUCUGGGGUCCACACUGGCCGACAGAGAGACUCCCGUGGACCCUGCCCACACGGCCUCCCCUGGGCGCCCCCUGGCCGGCACCCAGCUGAGGCGGAAGUUGCCAGAGCAGGCGUCCCCGACUGCCGGCCGGCCGGGGCAGCAGCAGCCGGCAGCGACGUCCUCGGAGAAGGCCCGGGACGCCAGGGCCUUGGAGGGCCGGCUGAGGAAGUGCGGGAGCACGGACUCGGGCUACCUGUCCCGCUCGGACAGCGCGGAGCAGCCGCCGGCCCCCGGCAGCCCCCUGCGCGGCCCAGGCGACAGGGAGACGGCCCCGGGGCUGGAGCGGCAGCUGGAGCAGCGCAUCGCCUGGCUCAUCUCUCACAACCAGGCCGUGGUGGACGACUCGCAGCUGGACAGCGUGCGGCCCCGCAAGACGGUCCUGUGCAAGCAGGGCAGCAUCGACCUGCCGGUGCCCUACACCUACAAGGACUCCUUCCACUUUGACAUGCGGGCGCUGCCCACGGGCCGGAGGCAGCCCGCCACCCUGGGCUCGGCCCGCUCCACCUUCACGCCCCCGGACAAGGUGCGGCCGCUCUUCUUCCACUCCGUGCCCACGCAGCUGUCCUCCACUGCGGCCUGCGUGCCUAUCACCAGGAGCAACUCGCUGCCCUUCGUUGAGGGCACAGGGAUGUGGCGGGAACCGCCGGAGCCCCAGGACACCGGCCCCCGGCGGCAGAAGCCUCUGAGCCCCAGGCCCGCCCCCGCCCGACCAGCGGACGUCCCAGGCAGUCACCCCCGGGCCCUGGUCAGACAGGUGGCCGUGGAGGACCUGCCGUGUCCCCUCACUGGAGACGGCCCGGCCUCCGCAGAGGACCCGGAGGGCGGCAGAGCCGCGGCUGGUGAGGGGGCAGCCGGCAAGAGCAGGGCAGCCGGUCAGACGUGUGGCCGGAGGCGGCUGCUCCCCCAGGACAAGUGGCAGGUGUAUGGGAAAGAGACGUUCAAGAGAAUCUACCAGAAAAUGAAAACCAGCUACCAUGGAGGCAAGAAGGCAAGGGAGGGGACGGUGGGGAGUGGGACAGAGCCUGGUGUUCCUCUCCAGGGAGAGGUCGCCGGGGACGGGGUCACCACCCCUGCCCAGGAUGGGAGGACCCCUGUCCGUGGGGACACAUCUGUAGGGGCCAAGCCAGGGCCUUGGGGGUGUGCACUGGCCCAGGAGGGCUUCCUGGUGACGGAGUCCCCCGUGGAGAGGGAGAUGGUGGCUGGAGCAGGAGGCAGUGAGCAGCCCAGGGUGAGCAAGGCUGCCUUCCCCCCGACUCCGAGCUGCAGAGAACCCCCCUGUUUGGGCAGCAAGAGCCCUCGGCUUCCUCCAAAUGGGAGCCUGGAGGUGGGGGCUCAGCUGCCCCCGGCACCCGGUCCCCUCGAGGGAGGUAGUCUCGAGGCUCCCAAGCCGGUUUUGCCAGACUCUCACCUGGAAGGAGGCACCUGUGGUGGGGGCGGCAAGAAGGAGACCUGCCAGCAGUCCCUGGCGGUGCCAAGGCCACCCAGCCGUGGCCCCGGGGAGCCCCAGCCUUCAGAGGACAAGCUCCCAUCCGAGAGGAAGAAGCCAAAGGUCGAGAAGCAGCAGUCAGAGCCUGUGGGAGCAGAAGCAGAGACCCUGGGUGGCCCUGUGCAGGCCACCUCCCCGCCGUCGCUGCACCAGGACAGUGACCCCGGGGACAAACCGGGGGAGCUGUGCAGGAGUGCUGAUGGCGUGGCGGGGGGCAGGGCCGGGGAGCCAGGGAGGCUGGCAGAGCUUGGCAGCGGCUCCUCUGCUGUUCCUUCUGUGGCCCCGAGGCAGGUCCAGCAGGACCUGGGUCCUGCGGCUGCAGUCUCCGGGGGGCCUCACCCCCAGUGGGCCCCUCGGCCCCAGGCCCCCAGCAUGCUCACUGCCCAGGCAGACGCUGCCUUUCCCCCCAAGUACCUGCUCAGGCUGCCUCAGGGUGAGGCCUGCACCCCACCCUCCAUCGCCCAGGGGCCCAGACAAGCUGGGGACCCUCUCUGCAGGGGAAGGUGGCCGGAGGAACAGCCAUCCUUUAUUGGGCCAGGGCUGGGGACCCGCCUGCCUCCCUGCCCAGCCACAGGCUUGGCAUCUGGUGGAGCGGACAUCUUUGAAGGGGCUCCUGGCUGGGCCAGGCCAUGGGGCAGGAGAAAGGGGCUGGAGAGAGAGGAGAAGCCAGACUUGGAUGCCGCCACCCCGGCUGCAGGGCAGUCCACCGGGGCCCCCAAGGAGACGACCUCCUUCCUGCCUACCCCAACGUGUGCCCCCUGGAAGAGUGGGACCCCUGAGCUCCGACACCUCUGCACAGGCGGCCCUUCGGUGGGGUCCGGGCCCUCCGGGGGUGUCCUGAGUCCCUGUGCCCUCCGCAGGGAGUUGGGCGGGCCCCCUGGGAAUGCCCCCAAAAACCCGCCCUCGGGGCCUCUGGCCGGACUCCGCUCCUGCUGCUGCUUCCUCACGGCCCCCAUGUCCCCGGGCUGGCCAGAGCCGGCCUUCUGCACCCACUCAGAAACCCUGCGGGGCUCCGGGGCCCAGGGCCCUUUCCCGUCCUUGAGGGCUGAGCCCCGACUCACCUGGUGCUGCCUGAGCCGAAGCCUGCCUCUGCCCACAGAGCAGAAGGAAACGGCCGCUUCUGUCUACUUGGCCCUGCACUUCCUCGGUGGCGGCGCCGGGAACGAGGCUCCAGAGGCCCGGCCCCUGAGCAGGGCGGCGGCGGCGGGAGGCCGGACUCCGGCAGCCCUGGGAGAAGGCGGGCAGGUGCUGACGGCAAAGCUCCUCUGUCCAGUGGCCCCGGAGAUGGUGUCCCAGGAGCUGGUGUCUGAGCCCGAAUGCAGGAAGGGACCGCCUUGGAGGAAGACUAAGAUGUUCCGGGGAAGCGGCAAACAGAAGAGGCUGAGCAUCAGGUCCAGAAGGCACAGAGGGGGCUUCGUACAGAGCCCCGUUCCGCUGAGAGGGGGCGGAUGGCGCAGGCCUCCCAGGGCGCUGAGGAAGGACCGCCGCCUCCCCCCGCUCGAGGGGCUGGGCCCACGCAGGACCCCCAGGAAGGCUUCGGAAAUAGCAGGUUUUCCUGGCUUCAAUUCCGUUCCUGCCCCACACCUCCUUGGCCCCUGUAGGUCGUCUGUGCAGAAUUGUGCAUCUGCCUCAAGAUCCGUCUCCCACUCCAUCCUCCAGCCCUCCUGCAGGUGGACCUUCUGGGCCUGCAUCUCGCUUUAUGAAGGCACGUUGUUGAAAUCUGUACACGACCGAGCAUUAGCGUCCCCGAGCUGUUUCAGGCCAGCCCCGUGCACUGAGUUUGGAGAAAAUGUCUGAGAAAAGAAAGGAGUCAAAACACAGUGCUCCCGUCUCAGGAGCAGCGUGAUGACAGGUGGUCUCUGAAGUGAACGCUUUACCUGAUGACACACACACAAGGUGCAGUUUCUGACUAGCAUGUGGAGGGCUGACAACCCCCAGCGUAAAGGCAGAUGCUGCCUGUGGUCACUCAGGCUCUUGGCAGUAGGUUCCUUUUGUGAGUUGAUUGUGGAGCCUCGGAGCUGACCUGUCCCCCCGCCCCGUCCUCACCCGGGUCCCCCUGGACCGUGUCGAGAAGACACAGGAGGGCUGGGGAGAAGUGUCUCCAGGGCCCUGCUCCCUGGAGCCUUCGCUCUCCUUCUCUGACAGGAGCUAAUGACUUCUCCACGUCUUUCCUCAUUAGAAUUAAUAGCAAGGUAUUAAUUCUUUCCCGAAAGCUAUUAGUUAAGUCUUAGCGCUCCAAAACCACUGAAACAAGAACGUCUCCCUCAUUCUAGGGCGUAAAUCUUGAGAAGAGAGGCCGCUGUGGGUGUGUUGGUUGUGUUCCAGGGAAGGGACCUGCAGACCAUUCUCCUUUAGCAACAAGAAGGUUCUGGAAUAAUGGCGCAUGAAGUAGAUUGACAAGGUGCAGCCUUGGCAUUUGUAACGUUCCCAGUGGCAUUUGUUUUAUAGUCUUCUCCUUAUGUGAUUUCAUAAUCCUGUUUUUGCUGUGUUAUCUUUAAGUCACACUCUUGCCUGGACACGGUAAAACUUUUAACUGAAAGCAAGAUUUUGAACCUCACUUUGUACUAAACGCAAUUUUAGGUGAAGAAUUUCUGCGUGGGAAGGGCUGUCGCCGAUUGCCUUUCAUCAGAGAAAUAGAAAAGAGAUGAAAACCACGGAGAAAAGUGGUUUCUGAAGUAAAAGCCGUGUUUGUGAUUACUUAGAGGCAGACUUUGAAAAGACUGCAUUAGGAGAGCACAGAGACACCAAGGCUGUACCUGAUGAAGGCAUUUCCGUGUUUCUCCCCCGCACCCCCUCCGCCUGUGGAACUGAGGUCUUGGCCUGCCGCCCGCCGCCCACGGGCUCAUGAUCCUUCUCUGAUUGGAACCGACAUCCUCCGGGCUCUGCCUGAAGGGAACAAGUCCUGCCUUCCAUCAUCCUCAGCCAGAUUUUUUUUUCUCCUCUGCAGAGACCCUAGAAAUGAAAAUUGUAGUAAGAUGGAGGGAAGCAGGUGAAUUGACUUGCAAAACAAUUUUAGUGCGGUGCGCGGCUUGAAAUGGAGACUUAGACGGUAUCGCUGGACGAUUACACGAGUGAAGGACAGUGGCUUGGUGGAGAGACAACCGGCCUAAGCAGGCGCAGUGGCGGAGCAGUCCUGGGGUGUGUGGUUCUAGGCUUCUCCAUGGGUCUGGGUGGGGUCACCACCUCAUGGCUCCUUCCGCUUUUCCCUUCCCAGUGUUUACCACAUAUUCUUAGUGAAUCUUCUGCGUCAUCAUUUGCUGGUGGAACUGUUCCCCCAUUAGACUGUAAUUUCCAGGAGGUGUCUGCCUCAUUUGCCACUGAAUUAAUCGCCAGUGGCCCUCAUGGUUCGUGGUGCAGAGCAGUGGCCGUACUCAGUACUCAGUGAACAUGGGCUCGCUGAAUCUUUAGGCUUAAAACUAUGGGCUCACAAAUGGGCUGGACAAAUACAGACUCCAAAAACGUGGACUCAACAAAUAGUUGAAUAAAUGGACAAAGACCUGCCCGUUUAGCGAUUGCUUUUGGAGUUCUGCUCAGCUUUUCUCCAACAACUGCAGACUUUAGUUGCUAACACAUUGCGUGUCCUUCGGUGGCAGGCCCGCUUCUGGACCGUUCUAGGAGAUCACUCCUGUGUUCUUGUUUAUGAUUCUAGCUUGCCUGGAAGACCAGCAUGGUAGACUCCUUUUCAGCUCUUCCUUACAGAUAACUCAGAGCCUUUGGACUCCCAAUUAAUGGAGUUUUUGGUGUAUUGGGGCAACCGAAGGAAAUGCAUCAAAUUACUUACAUUUUCAGAUAAUGAUUUUUGAGUAAUAGACCUAUUAGCAUUUUAAUAAAGCCCAGGAACAGAGACAGCAGGGGGACGCCUGGCACCGAAGAGGUCUACGCUUCUGUUGUGAGUUUCAUCAGGCUGCUUCACUCCAUUUUCUUCCUAAUUAUCUUACAGUUUCUGGUAGCCUUUUCAAGAGGGCUAAAUUUAAAUUUGCUACGACGUUUUUAAGCAGGCUUUUCCUCUCAGUGUGGCUGGCCAAUUAUUUCUGAGGGAAAUUAUUAAAAGCACAGCCUUUAAUCAAGGGGGAGAACGAGACGGUGCCCAGAGCUGGGCUGAGCGGGUCAAGUUUGUGCAGAUUGCACUAAAGAUGGCAGAGCCCACAAUGACUGAGGAUGGAGGACGUGAGUCACAGAGUGACGCGGUGCUCUCAACAGGAGCACAUUCUCUGCUUUAACAUUUGGCCAGGGUGCUACUUACUUUUUGAAAAGGGCCAUUCAUUUAAAAGCAAGUUAGCAUCCUUCUUCAAUAAUCCAAAUUAGUUUAACACACUUCAGUGACAUUAUUUGGGCAUUUUUCACAAUUAUUAAAGAUAACUCACUUUUCUCUGUAGACUGUAGGUCAAAAGCAAAUUAAAUCAAUGGAUUUUCUUCCUUCGCUUUCUCCGAUGAGUCAGAAAGCAUUGGUCAAAUGCGCACAUGGCCUUUCUGCUAAGCUUCAGAAUCCAAACAACCUGCUGAGAAGACAUUUGGCCAAUCUGAUUAUUUUCUCUAUACUAAUUGGUUUUCCUUCUUCAUUGAAUUGAAUGAAUCGCCUGGUUGUUUUGUCACUGUGGGGACACAGCUUAAUCCACUUACGGUGGGGUGCUUAUGCUUUGGUAAACUAUGGGGCUCGAGAAACGUUUAUCAUCGUUAUUAUCUUUUGGUGAUUCUUCUUGGGGGAGAAUGAAAAUCUAGCUUGAAUGCAUCCAUUUUCUCCGUUUCACUUUCUGCUGCCUUUGCUGUCUCCUCGGGUCACCCUGGCGAACUCUGCUGUCCGGACAGUAGCCACGUUGGUUUCUUCACGGUGAAUGUGGAGGAAUGUCUGAACCCCUUCCCGCGGCUGCCCGCACCCCAUGAGCCCCGAGCCCCUGGGGCCUUCCCCACCCUCGUUUGGCCUCCUGCCCCCUGCUUACCACCCCUCCUUGCACUGGUUCCUUAAUCCUCAGGGCUCCUUCCCACCUCGGGGUCUCUGCGUCUGUUCUUCCUCAUCCCAAAUGGCUUUCAUGGGUUGGUCCUUUCUUGUCCCCAAGGUUUCAUUUCAGAUGUCACGUGUUCAGAGAAACCUUCCUCAAUUAUGCGAAACAGUCACCCACCCAGCACUCUCUGUAAUAUGCCGUCAUUGUGACUCUCUGUGAGACCUGUUUGCUACGACUUUCUGGAACAUGCUUACCUCCUCUGUUUACUGCCAGGCCCUGUCACAGCCUCCCUGUCAUGUUUAGUGUCUGUGAUGUCCCCACCUUUGAUUCAUCUCUCUCAUAGCCCCUGGCACAACUGGAAGUGAGCAGGUGACUUGACUUCGUUUCUCUCUUGGGGGUCAGGGCGCCUUUGCCUUGCUCUCCAGUGCUUUGGGGCUGAGCCGCGUGGUGCCUAUGUCAUCGAACGGGUGCAGACAUACUUGUUGAGCAAAGGAAUGAGAUACCGAAGGCCUGGUUCUGUGUCAGUACGCAGGUGCUCAAGUGAAAAUUGUAUUAAAGGAAAGAUUACUACGUCCUUCCCAAGCUGCUGCACUUUCUAUAGAUUUUCCAAGUUGAUUUACUCAGAAUUAAUGUACUUGAUAAUCUAGUAACCUACCCCUCGAGAUAGAAGUAGCAGCUCUGUACUUUCCAGGCAGGAGCGUGGAGGCCAGCCUGAGAGUUGGGAAGACCCAGAGAACUCCUGGAGGGCUUCCCACUCACACAUGGCAACCAGAUGAGCCCACAGGGCGGCCCCGGUUGACAGACUGCACGUGUAGGAGCCCCCAAGCAGUUGUUGAAUGCCUGUUUUCUAACAUAGGCAGAUAUCAAGACUGCUGGAUACCUCAGGAAAGUCUUCCAUUUGAAAGAGAAAAAACCAAAUGAGAACGAAAGGAACUUGGAAGAGAGAGAGAGACUGUGUAGGGAGAGGCAACCUUCAGCCUUAACAGCAGGGACAACAAGUCAUUAUUAAUCUUGCCAGCGAUACAGCAGAAGAUUCUGGAACCCUAAAGUGAUAACAGGUGCUCUACCGAAGAGAGUCAUAGGCUCUAAGAAAUUAAAAACAUGACAGAAAUAGAAAAUUAUGAGUUAGAAUAAGAAGUUGAAGGAAUUCUCCCAAAAGUAAAAUAAAAAGACGCCUGGGGAGUAGAGAAAAGAGAAGAGAAAGGGCUAGACAAGGGAGCCCAGCAUCGCACCAAGAGCAGGUUUAGAAAGAGGGAAAAGAUGAAACAGAAGGAGAAUAAAUAUCAAAGAAAUAACGACAUAUCUCCCCCCGAAACCGAAGGCCAGGACUCAGAACGAAAGGGCACGUUGAAUGCCCAGACAAUAAAGUAGACCCAGGACCAUGGAGACGCUGAACAAAGAGGCGUCUAGGAGUUUCCAGAGAGACGAGACACAAAAAGCUUUCGCCCAAAGGAUCAUGAAUCAUAAAUCAGGUUGGCCCCAGACUUCUUAACAACCAGAACUCAGUGGAGCUGUGUCUUCGGUUCUGAAAGAUAAUGAAUUCUAAUUCAAAAUGCUGGACCCACACCAGUGGCGGAUUAAAGUCUAAACGAUUUUAUUUCACGCACCCUUUCUCCUGAAGGUGCAGGAAGGGGUGCGUCAGGAGAGCAGGGAGGAAGACGCGAGGGGCCCCGGGAACCAAGGAGGCGAGGAGAAGCGCCACGGUGCCGUGGAAGGGGAGCCAGGGACACGGCUGCACAUGGGCCCGGGGAGCAGCAGUCCCCUGGGCGCAGGCCAGAGAAUUUCCAGAGAGACCUUUCUAAGGAAAGGAGAUGAAAAUGCUAGACAAUCAAGAAAAGAGGUAGGAGGAGGCUUUAGUGCUAGGGCUGUAGAAAACUAAGCAGAAUUUGGGGCGCGUGGGUGGCUCAGUCGGUUAAGCCUCCGACUUC